CUCAAAUUAUUAUAGUUACACCUACAAGGUAUUUUCAAAGUGAUGUUUCUAAUAAAGUAGCUGGUGAAGGCAAAAUUAGGCUACCCUUAGUUGCGUAAAUUUUGCUGUAAAUAGCCGUAGAGCAUUUUAUAUACAAUAAGAAAGAACGGGUUUAAUACGACAUUAAAAUAUCGCAGAAUGUUGAAUAGCGUUAAGGGAGAAACCUAAUCUCAGGCAUACGACAAGCAAACCUCUCUGUACAGUGCCUUUGUCGGAACGAUGGACUGUUAAACUUGAUUUCCGUUUGGGGUUAUGACGUUCAGGGUCUGGCGAUUAGAAUCACCUGACUAUGAUUUAGCUCAACAGUUAAAUGGUUUCCGCAGGGUGGUUGUUGCAGCAGUAUUGCGUUUGAAAAAGAGCAGGGUUUGAACAUUUUUAUUCCCACGACUUUACUUCUUGUUCAGAAUGCCUACUGAAAAUUUAACCGACAAACGCAUGUCCAAAUUCAAAAAUAAGGGCAAAGAACCGACGAAAAUGCGCGAACGCAGAGUUGCGGAGUGCGUUGAACUUCGUAAAGCGCAGAGGGUGGAGAGUAUACUGAAGAGGAGAAACAUUUCAUCCCAGCCUGAUGAAGAGCCCCUGUCGCCAGAGUACAACAUUGACAAUCAACUGGUAAUAUAUGCAACAAUUCAAGAGAUCAUUGCAAAUGUCAAUAGUGAAUGCUCAGAGAAGCAGAUGCAAGGUUGUGUAACAGCAAGGAAGCUACUUUCUAGGGAAAGGAACCCUCCGCUGAAAGAGGUUGUGGAGGCAGGGCUGUUGGCUCGCUUUGUGGCGUUCCUGGGUAGGAAUGAUGACCCCUCUCUGCAGUUUGAGGCUGCUUGGUCCCUCACCAAUGUGGCAUCUGGCACCUCGUGGCACACACAGCAGGUGGUUGAACAUGGAGCUGUCCCCGCCUUCAUUGCCCUUUUGGCCUCACCCAUGCUCAACAUCAGUGAACAGGCUGUCUGGGCCCUGGGCAACAUUGCAGGUGAUGGGGCAUCAUAUCGAGAUGCACUUAUCGACUGCAACGUGAUUCCUGCUUUAUUAGCCCGUCUAACACCAGAUGCUCCAGAGGGGGAAAAAGCCUUAUGUUUUCUUCAGGUGGGAUACCUCCGCAACCUGACGUGGACGCUCUCGAACCUGUGUAGGAACAAGAAUCCUUUUCCUCGCUUUUCUGCUGUCCAGCAGAUGUUACCCUCCAUUAUACAGCUGCUUCACCACAGCGACAAAUCCAUCCUGUCCGAUGCAAGCUGGGCCAUCUCCUACCUCACAGAUGGGCCCAAUGAGCGAAUUGAUGUUGUGAUCAAGACUGGAGUCCUACCACGGCUGGUUGAGCUGCUGGGAUUUGAGGAGCUUGCAGUGGUGACUCCAGCACUACGCUCCAUUGGCAACAUUGUAAGUGGCUCUGACCUGCAGACACAGAUGGCCAUUGAUGCUGGUGUACUGGCCAUUUUGCCCAAGCUGAUGCGGCACCCUAAGCCCAGCGUGCAGAAGGAAGCAGCCUGGGCUGUGUCCAACAUUGCUGCUGGACCACGUCAGCAGAUCCAGCAACUUAUAACGUGUGGUCUACUGCCUCCCCUCGUGGAGCUCCUGAAGAAUGGAGACUUUAAAACCCAACGAGAGGCUGUGUGGGCGGUCACCAACUACACCAGUGGUGGCACAGUGGAGCAGGUAGUGCAGCUGGUCAGAUGUGGUGGACUGGAGGCUAUCUUAAGCUUACUGCAUGUCAAAGAUGCCAAGACUGUCCUGGUUAUACUGGAUGCCAUCAGUAAUAUCUUCUUGGCUGCAGAGAAGCUAGGGGAGGUGAAUAAACUUUGCCUACUGGUUGAAGAGCUAGGUGGCUUGGAUCGCAUUGAACUACUCCAGAACCAUGAGAACAAUGCUGUUUAUCGUGCUGCUCAAGCACUCAUAGAGAAGUACUUCAGUGAGGUGGGUUCAGCUUUAUUGACAUUAACUUGACAUGUUGCACAAAACUGCUAUUUGGCCUAAUUGCUUCAUGUUGAGUCAUACAAAUUGUAUGUUUGGUUCUCUCCCCCUCAACUUGCCAACUCUUAGGAUGGUGAAGAUGAAUGUCUGAAGACUCGGGCCACUGAAACUGAUUUUGUUUUUGGCCCUGCUGAGGUCCAGAAGAGAUUUGACUUUUGAUUACCUUUUUAUGCAUUUUGUGUGAAUAAACUACUUUUGCAGGACUGUUGUCCCAGGCUUCUUUUCAUUACCCUGCUCCUCCAUUUUGGGCAGCAAGCCAUCUGCUAAGCAUGGUUCAGAGGGGGUGGGUUUCACUGCACUUCUGCCAUCAGCAUUACUUCUUGAAUACUGGCUUGUCUCAAUUGAGUCACACCUAUCCAUGACCCAAGAUUCUAAACUACAGUAAUGUGGAGGAACAUUUAAGUGCAGGGCUGAUGACUGACUGUGCAAGGGUUUAGCAGCUAAGUUGCAUGUCUGUUGCUGUAGAAAAAUGCACAAGGCCUAAACUCUAAAAAUGUAGGGGGUGGGACAUGAGGGAAGGCUUAAUUGGGCAAGGGCUGGUUAAAACCUUCAAACCAGUACCUCCAAAAUAGCAUCACCCAU
Electrophorus electricus (electric eel) is the source of this 2586-nucleotide messenger RNA. The record is from RefSeq and is a predicted model, not a curated record. Lineage: Eukaryota; Metazoa; Chordata; Actinopteri; Gymnotiformes; Gymnotidae.